AUGUUUCUACUGUUAUUCCUCUUCCUCAAAACGAACUUCUAUGGUGAUUUGACAGAGCGAGAGAUUUUGAUAGUGUAUGACAAACUAACUGACACGAUGUGGGACUUUUUAAUGUUUGCUUCGAUCAUUGAUAGUCGGAUGACAAUUGAAUUAGCGUUUGUGUUAAUCAUGUAUGCUGUGAUGAAGUGUUGUCAGUUACUGAAUGACUCUCGCAAUGAUUAUUUUACUGAGGUGCAACGGCUAGAACCAACCAAUCGCGUGAAGAUUUUCUUUCUUUCAUUGAUCUUAGCAAUGACAUCGUUUGUUAUGGUAGAAAUGUUUUACGACAAAGGGAUUCAAACGUUGAAUAGACAGACCGUUUUCUUAUUCUUCUUCUUGAUGCUCUUUUUUGGAAGUACAUUGGACAUCACUAAACAAGUCUUGGCAGUCACUUACGCUUUGAAAGGGUUUAGAUGGGAAAAUUAUACUUUAUAUGUCCUUACGGCUAAGUUCAUUCAUUCAAUCACGUGCUUUACGGGAAUGUUCUUAUUGAUCGUCUCGUUAAUCCCUGAAGUCCCUUUGACCUUUUUGUUCUACGAAUUCAUAUUGGGCUCAAAGGUGUUCAACUUAUUUAAAAGAACAGUCGUCUAUAUGCACUUCCAAAGAUCUUUACAAAACAUCGAAGCAGUCACUUUCAACGAAGAGGAUGAAGAACACACUUGUAUGAUUUGUAGAGACGUAAUGACAGAUGCAGUCAAGUUGAAAUGCGGCCAUAUGUUCCAUAGAGAGUGUUUGCAACAAUGGUUCUCGAGAUCUUCUGACUGUCCUUUGUGUCGAACGGAAAUCGACUUCGAGAUUUCAGAAGACGAGGAACAUGACCCUGUAGCUCAAGACUGGCAAAUUCAUGAAGUCAAUUGA
Messenger RNA from Entamoeba invadens IP1, 897 nucleotides. Its product is annotated as E3 ubiquitin protein ligase hrd-1 precursor, putative. The record is from RefSeq and is a predicted model, not a curated record. Bases 1 to 897 code for a protein of 298 amino acids. The transcript has a single exon. NCBI's taxonomy places the organism in Eukaryota, Evosea, Mastigamoebida, Endamoebidae.